UUAGAUGUAGAACAUUCCAUUCGGCGGUGGAAACUGAGCAAGAUGGCGGACAAAGACAGACAUGAAGUUGAGAGACAAAAAUCCAAAGUUGAUCUCGGUUUACUAGAAGAGGACGACGAAUUCGAAGAGUUUCCGGCUGAGGACUGGCAGGGUCAGGAUGAGGAGGUAGAGGAAGUUCACGUUUGGGAGGAUAACUGGGAUGAUGACGACAUAGAAGAUGAUUUUGCCAAGCAGCUGAGACGACUUUUCCUUUGGUUCUGUGAAGCAGACGGCACGACUUUACUGAGAGGAUACUAAGGACAGACGGCCCCAAAAAAGGAUGGCGGACACUUUGGACAUCGAUCCCGAGCGAGGAAGCGGAAAACGAUCGACAACUUUGGGACGUUCUGCGCGUUCGUGCUGGCGUACGAAGCACAACUACAGAAGAUGAGAAGUAGUCCCCACAACAGCACAGGCAGCUCUGCGGGCAGCGACACCACGGAGAGCACCACCAGUGAGGUACAGGACCUGGAGGGCAGCUCCAGCUCCUCCCAUUCCUUCACGUCACCCGCGCACGGCUUUCCCGCGCCCGCCAGGUCCGUCAGCAAGACCAAGGGCCUGAGCAGCUCCGACAAGAAGAUCAAGAAGGAGAAGAAGAAGAGGAGAAAGCAGAUCUUAAGCCAACAGUCCUUAGAGACAGGUGUUGUGACAGAUGAUUCGCUGUUCGAACGUCCUGACCCCGCUGAACACAAAACAGCCAAGAGGAGAAAAAGGAUCUCCAACGAAGUUAUCGAGUCUGACGAUGACUGGAACCUGGUGACGUGCUUCUGUCAGAAGCCGUUUGCGGGACGUCCAAUGAUCGAGUGUACGGAAUGCACCAUCUGGAUCCACUUGUCAUGUGCGAAGAUAAGAAAGUCCAACGUCCCGGAAAUAUUCAUCUGCCAGAGGUGCCGCGAAGCCAGGCACCAGAUUCGGCGAUCCUCCAGGCAGAAGGAGGAGAAUUCCAGCCCCAGUGUCAGCCCCAGCCCCAGCCCCAGCCCUAGUCCCCACAUCUCCAGUAGUGACUCCGAGGACUUGUAAAAGCGACGUCCAAUCACAGAACUUUUGUGUUAAAAAUGGAUACUGUUCUGUUUGUAUCCAGCGUGGUGAUUUGACAGAAAGUUGAUGACGUUAACUGAUGGUUGGACUAAGUUUACAAUGUAGUCCCCUUACAAGUAAUGCUGGACACCCCAAUAUUUGGAGUGGAACAGUCCACUUUGGUUGAUUUCCAGCUGAUAUUGGUCAGGUACACUGAGAUGUAGGGGUGUUCAGGACUAGUUUACAGCUAUCAUGGGGAAAGGUCCACUGAUUUUUCCAUGCGUAUGGAUGUAUAUUGCAAGUUCUAUGAGAGAUCUAUUGUAAAUAUGACAUUGUUCCAGUUCAAAUGUUAAAUGUCCAACCUUCCCUCUUCUGUACAAAGAAAACUCUACUUUUUCCCCCUGUAAAUUCUAACGAAAGGUUCAUUUGUCAAGUAUUUCUUCACAGCAAAAAUGUUGGAAGUUGAAUCAUUGUUUUUCCUUUUUCUAUAUGUGGACUUACUUCAGUUCUGUAUGAUUGGUGAACAGCAAAAUGCAAUGACAAGAAGUCCAACUAAUAUGUUUCACAGUUUCAAAAGUUCUUUUGUCUAAAUUGA
Molecule: messenger RNA, 1651 nt
Organism: Branchiostoma belcheri (Belcher's lancelet)
Lineage: Eukaryota; Metazoa; Chordata; Leptocardii; Amphioxiformes; Branchiostomatidae
Product: PHD finger protein 13-like
Exons: 9
Biological process (GO): proteasome assembly; mRNA export from nucleus
Cellular component (GO): proteasome regulatory particle, lid subcomplex
Source: RefSeq, a predicted model, not a curated record